Messenger RNA from Zasmidium cellare ATCC 36951, 951 nucleotides. RefSeq lists its product as uncharacterized. The record is from RefSeq and is a predicted model, not a curated record. NCBI's taxonomy places the organism in Eukaryota, Fungi, Ascomycota, Dothideomycetes, Mycosphaerellales, Mycosphaerellaceae. The transcript is spliced from 3 exons. Bases 1 to 951 code for a protein of 316 amino acids.
AUGGCGAGCGCCGACAACAUCAAGAACGGCACGGAAGCUCCAGCCAUGGCGACAACUGCCAAAGCCUCUGGACACCUGCGCGACCGCUCCUCGAAGAUAGCUGGCCCGAAGAUGCCUACUGCAAGCCCCUCCAUCAACAACACCGUCGCUCCCACCAACAACCAGUACUCCAACCGUACCGGGGCGACCAAGAGUCGCAAGCCCGCGCCUGCCGCCAGACCAGUUGCACCGCAGACCGCCAUCGAGCGUCCAGGCCCACCACCCGAGAAGAAGAGGAAGACGAGUGCGAUGACGACACUCGAAGGUGCCGCACUCCCAGAUCUUGAAGACUCAUCCGACGAUCGCAAAGACAAGCAACUCAAGCCUCGCAAGUACGUCGAGAUGCCCUACACAGCACGCGGACACAUCAACAAGGCGACACCCGAGGGUCACUACAACUCUCUUCUUGUCGACGUCACUCCUGUUGCGAUCAACAACGAGCAGCGAGUUAUCCAGGAAGUCUAUAGGGCAGUCUCACGCAAGAGCCAGUUCAUCAACUCCAACUACAUCGACACUCUAGAUGCAGAGCAUGAGGAACUGAACUGCCUGAAGUACGUCCAGGAGUGUCGUUCGCGGAGACAGGGAAAGGAGAAUCGCCUUGAUGACGAUGGCCUUGCCGGCCAAAAGCCGCUCAAGCAUUUCCGUGGUGCCAGCAGGGCGCUUCAGCAGCUCAAGACCGUCAAGACAUAUGAGAUCGUUCAGCAAGAAAUGUGCAGUAUCCUGCAGACCUGCCAGCAAAAGCUUGAGGAGCUGAAGAAUGAGACGGACGAAGCUGGUGAUGAUGACGAUGUUGUCAAGAUCAGCGAGAAGAUGGCUGCUCUUUCGGUCAUCAAGACCAUUGCCGGGGCAGGCCUCACUGCAGGGCGCGAAGGCGUUAGGACCAAGUACGAGGUGGGCAAGGUUUUGGUAUAG